AGAGGGGGGUGAAGUGAUUUAACCGAUGAAUUUUUCCUUUAUGAAGCAUUCAGCUCAACCAUAAAUGUGUAACAAAAAAACGGAAAAGAACUGUGGAUCGAUUAACAUUGAAAUCAUUUUAAAAAUAUAUGAACCACCACAAAAAGAUGGACCGUCAGAAUUGCACAUACGACAAGCUGGAUUCUAUGGAUACGGACCCUGAGGUCUACAAAAGAGGGGACGACUUGAAACUGUUGAUCGAACCCCAGAAACCGCUCUUUGAUAAAAUCCCCUACGCCUACUCCACCGAUAAACCAAUUAAAAAAGCAAGAAAGAAGAAACGGGUGCUGAACACACUAGAUACCCUCAUAUCCAUCUUCGUCGUAACACCUUGUGUGGUAGGAUGUUGGAGAGGCAUUUCGCAGAUCAUGGACAUGUAUGAGGAAUAUUUUCCCGCUUGGGAAAGUUUCUCCCUUGGCAUGGCAACCCACAUAGUGCUCGCCCUUGGCCAGGACGUCUUCCACUACGUGGUUGUCGAGAAGAAAUCGAAGCACCCCGUUUUGAGACUCUUCGCCUGGUUUCUAAUGAAGUUCUACAUCACCACAUUUAACGUCAUUAGUAAUAUGAUAUGGAGGGCUGGUUGGAUCCUCUUCGAUCGUUACUGUGGACUACAAAAUUCGAAAUUCGGAUCUGCCAUGUCGGAGGGGUCUUCUUCAGCUAUUUGGUUCACGAUAGUCUGCACGCUGAUCCUAUUUUGCUUGAAAGGUUUGAAGAAUACCAUGUCGCCUCCAUUCUCCAUCGCGCUUGAUUCGAAAGAUGAGGUGUUUCUUUUCAGCACCAGAUACAUUUACAAAAUGGGAGAAAAAACGUCGCUAUAUAUCCUAGACUGCCUCUUUUCUGUACUGAUUGUCGGUACAUUGGUUGUCUUCGUGUGGCGCGGAGGAUGGGCCCUUCUGGACAUAUUCGUUUUCCCAGAGGAUGACGUGCUUUCAGCAUGGGCAAGCCUGAUUUUGGGGUACGCUUCCGUAGCUAUAGCGUUCAUCCUACAACCAGUCAUGAGAUACUUGUGUGAAAGGUUCAGCGGAACGCCAAGAUUGCUGAUAGCGGACUUCUUCAUUUUGUUUGCUCUUUUUGGUACCAUCAACGUCUGGAGGGGGAUUUGGAACUUACUCAACAUCUACUUCUUACCAGAGAACCCAGAAUUGAGCUGCUGGAUCACGCACUGGGUGUGCUUGAUCAUCCUGAUCCUCCUUGGUUGCUCCAACUCGCUGCUGGUGAGGGGAGUGUACAUAGACGCCGAGGAACCCGCGGGAAAGUGCGUGGUGUUCCCCUGCUACUACCUGAGGAUCAUCUUCCAGGGCGAAAAACUGAAACAGCUCAAUCUGACCAGUCUGACUAUACAAAACGUCAAGGUGCACGUGAGAGAUUCAGAGAAGGCCAUGGAGAACAACCAUAUCGUGAGUGUCAGUACUAUAAGUACCACCAUCAAACAGAAUCACAAAGAAAAUUGUUAAGCUGUCUAAAUAUACUGGCCUGUAAUGAAAU
Messenger RNA from Anoplophora glabripennis (Asian longhorned beetle), 1524 nucleotides. RefSeq lists its product as uncharacterized. Gene Ontology annotation, cellular component: presynaptic membrane. NCBI's taxonomy places the organism in Eukaryota, Metazoa, Arthropoda, Insecta, Coleoptera, Cerambycidae. The transcript is spliced from 5 exons. Gene Ontology annotation, biological process: neuromuscular synaptic transmission; neuron-neuron synaptic transmission; clustering of voltage-gated calcium channels. The record is from RefSeq and is a predicted model, not a curated record. The coding region runs from base 129 to 1493 and encodes 454 amino acids.